UCCGCCAGUGUCGCUGGCGGUGAAAGUGCGAGCGCAGGCGCUGGACGCGCCGCUCCUGUCCGUCGUAAGAAUGGCCGCGUGUACACGGCGCGGCAGCUGAGACAGCUGCGUGCAGCCCGUGGCCAGCUGCCGGCGCGUGUGCGCCGGCCCGGCCAGCUUCCCGUCAACGCGGAGUACGUCGACGACUUAGACGGCCCUGAUUCGGCCGCGGAUUCAGCUUUUGGCCGCCGCCCGGCACUGAGCUCGAUCGCCGAGCUCAGCUCCAGCUCGGAGUCGGACUUGGACGAUCUGACCGAGGCGCUGCGCAACCCCACCACCAGCGCGUUCCACGAGAUCCGCUCCGUGGUAGAGCGGCACGCGGGCGAAGAGGGCCGCCGCUGGCCGCUGACGCUCACCUCCCGGCUUGUGCCGGCGCUCUUCGAGUGUCUGCACGCGCUCACCUGCGGCGAGGAGGCCUGCGGCAAGGUUAACGUGCUGCUGCUGGAGCGCGAGUGCGUCACCACGCUCAAAGCCAUCAUGGACUCCACCAUGGAGCUCGACUACAUCGUCGAGAACAAGGACUACACCAGCAAACUCGCGCAAGCGCUGGACAAGGGCAACGUCACUGUGCGGGAGCAGAUCUUUAAGCUGCUGACGGCGCUCUGCUACUACAACAAUGACGGCUAUCAGCGAACACUGGACGCUCUUCAACACCACCGGGAUCUGCGCAAGGAGAGGUAUCGGUUCAGGAUCGUCGUGGAGGAGCUGCGCGGCGCCCAGUCCAGCAGCUACCGCACCACUCUCAUGGCCUUCACCAAUUGCGUCAUCAAAUGCACCGCCGACAUCAAAGAACGGGUCACCAUCAGGAAUGAGUUCAUUGGUCUGAAGCUGCUGGAGGUGCUGAACGGCCUGCGGCAGGAUGUACGGCCUGGCUCGGAGCUGGCGCUGGAGCUGGAGGCGUUCGAUGACCAGCGCGAGCAGGACACUGCCGAGCUGACCGGAGCUCAUAGUGUCGACCUCAACUCGCCGCUGGACGUCUUUUACAAACUCUACGAUAUGGUGGCGGAGACUCCCCAGGAGAUCGCGUUCCUGGCCAUCCUGCAGCACCUGCUGCGAAUCGACACGAAGGAGUCCAUCUCGGACGUGAUGUGGGACACAGCCGAGACGCUCGUGUACCGCGCGACACUGCUGGAGAGCAAGGAGGACUCGCAAAAGCUGCUGAAGACGCCCAGCCACCACAAGAGCCUGCACCGGCUCAAGUCGAUGGACGCGAAGAAAACGUCCGUCACCGAGAUCAAGACCGACACCUGCGAUGCGAAGCCGUCCGCUCCGGCGGGCGAGGCCCAGCCGCCGCCGCCGCCGCCGCCGCCCCCGCCGCCGCCGCCGCCUCCGCCCGGCGGGGGUCCCCCGCCGCCACCGCCGCCGCCGCCGCCCGGUGGCGGGCCGCCACCGCCGCCGCCGCCGCCCGGGAGCCGGCUGGUGGCGCCCGGAGCUGCCACCUCCGAGGCGGAGAAGGUGACGCUGCCCCAGCAAACUACGCCCAAGCCCGGCUCGAGGAUGAAGACCAUCAACUGGAACAAAAUUCCAAACAGCAAGGUUGUUGGAAAGAAGAACAUCUGGAGCCGACUGGCGUCCAAGUUCAAAUCGAAACCGAUGCCGGAGCCGGACUGGAAGGAUCUGGAAGGCCUGUUCUGCCAGCAGGCUCAGGCCCCGGCCAAGCAGUCACCGCAAAAUCAACAGGAGCCGCAGAAGAAGAAAGAAUCGAAUGAGGUCAAUCUGUUCGACGGCAGACGCAGCCUGACCAUCAACAUCUUCCUAAAGCAAUUUAAAAAUUCCAGCGUGGACGUGGUGGACCUGGUGCGAUCGGGCGAGGCCGUGCAGCUGGGAACUGAGAAGCUGCGCGGCCUGCUGCGCAUCCUGCCCACGCCGGACGAGGUCGACAUGCUCAACAGCUACGACGGCGACCCGGCGCGGUUGGGCAGCGCCGAGCGCCUCAUGGUGCGACUCAUCCAGGUGCCCAGUUUUCGGCUGCGGGUCGAGAGCAUGCUGCUGCAGGAGGAGUUCGACUCCAACCACGACUCCCUCAAGUCCUCCAUCACGGCCAUGAUGUACGCCGCCGACGAUCUGAAAAGGAACGAGAAUCUUCACAAAGUUUUGUACCUGACGGUCAACAUUGGCAACUUCUUGAACUCGGGCGGUUACGCGGGCAACGCGGCCGGCAUCAAGCUGUCGUCGCUGCAGACGCUGGUGAACGUGCGCGCCAACAAGCCGGGCAUGACGCUGAUGCACUCGAUCGCCGAGCAGGCAGCGCGCCGCCACCCCGAGACGCUGGCUUUCCCCGACGAGCUGGAGGAGCUCGAGCUGGCCAGCAAGUCGACCAUCGAGCAGAUCCGCACCGACGUGGCCCAGCUGGACGCCAGCGUGACCAAGGUUAAGAACCAGCUGUCCAGUGGAAAGACGGAGAAGCAGCUGCGACAGCAGACGGAAGAGUUCCUGGAAUACGCCACCGACCAGCUGCAGGAGCUCAACAAGAUGCUGGAGCACCUGGAGGUUUGCCGGAAGGAGUUGGCCGAUUUCUUCUGUGAGGAUCCAGGCACGUUCAAGAUGGAGACCGCCAUGGAGAUAUUCUGGAGCUUCGCCACCAUGUUCAAGAAGGCCGUGGCUGAGAACGAGAAGAGGCGGCAGCAGGAGGAAGAGGCCAACGCACGCAAACGGGCGCGCGAGGAGCAGCAGGCCAAGAGAAAGUCCGGAGUCGUCGGACAGAGACCAGUUUCUUUGUCUGGUUCCGAGCCAGACAAUCCGGACAGCAUUCUGGCGAGCAUCAAGGACAGUGAACGCAAGAUGGAACAGCCACUGACGCCGCAGCCGCAGCGGAAGCGACGCAACAUGCUGGACGUGCUGAACACGGGCUCGCUGACGUCCGAGGACGAGCCGUCGAUUGCGAACAGCCCACGGAUCUCGCGCAAGAACCGGCUGGGCAGCUUCUCCGGCACGGCCGGCACGCCCGGCGAGGGGCCCAACGGCGUGAUGAUCACAGACUCUCCCGGCACGGUGCGCCGUCGAAGGAGCCGCGUACCUAGUGAGGAGGACGACACGCUGCUGGACUAUUUGCGAGCGGCUGGCAACGACAAUCCUCGCGAGCGCAGGUCGUGGGGAGGACUGGAAUCGUACGGCUCGCUGGACCGCUCGAUGGCGCGUCGGAUGCGGGGUGGGCCCGCUCGCCGGCGGCCCGACCUGCUGUCGGCCGACUUCCUGACCGACCGCGAGCGUCCCGCCUCGCCCUCGCUGACCACGCCCACGCAGGAGGAGGCGGAGAAACCAGCCGAAGGACGGCCCAGCCACGACUGGAAGAAGAAAAUAGAUCACUGGUUCGAGGAAAAUGACAAGGACCGGGAGCAGGCGGAAGACCUGAGUCGUCGACGUCGACUCCAGAGUCACCGGCGCGUCGCCGACAACUCUGACUCAAAAUCAGAUGGCCCAAAGCUGCCAGUUACAGGACUCGGCACUGUUCCCGAGGACAAAUCUCUCGACAGCGGCUCAUCCUCUUACAAGCGCGUGUACAAGGACUGGAAGCCAUCCGUGGAGCAGAAGGAUAUACUGGGUGCAAUGGAGGCCAUAGAAGAGGCUCAGGAUCAGCAGCCCAGAGACAAGUCUGCCUGGCGCAAGUCCAACCUGAACGUGCCCAACAGUGCCGAGGGUACCAGCAGCCGAGACCAGCGGCAUGAGGGUCAAUACGACGCACGAAGAGACCUCAUCAAGGGGUUGGGAAGAAAGAUCAGUGACGAGAGUAUCCCGCUGUACGUGAGGAAGUCGUCCAAUAACUCCAACGAAAACCCCGAAAGCAGGAAGAGCAGUCUUGUGCACGAGACGCCGGACGGCCUGACACUGAAGGUGCCGGACGUCAGCCGCUCGGUGCCGGCUCCAGUGGCGCCCUCAGAGCCGCGCCGCCGCGCCGACCGGCAAGAGAGCCAGGACAGCGUCUCGGACAAGCCGCUGCUUCCGCCCUCCAUCCCGCGCCGCUUCCGCAAGCUAUCCAACGACGAGGUGCCCAACAAGAUUGACAUUGACGCCGAGAACAUCGAGACGCCGCCGGUGACGCGUCGCGCGCUCGGCACGCGCAGCUUCCGCGCGCCGCCCAACCAGACGUGGCUGGCGGCGCCGCGGCGCUCCGAGGAUGAGCCAGCCGAGGACUUCAGCGCGCGCCGCUCGCAGCGUCGCUUCCACAGCCUGCGGCUGGACCCGGCGGCGGCCGAGGAGCGGCGCCGCGGCCUGGUCAAGUCGGCCGCUGCCGACAGCUCGGAGAACGAGGACACCGAGGGCGGCCGCGCGCGCCUCUCGCAGCGAUACGCGCGCCUCGUCGAGCUGGCCAAGGACGCCGAGAGCGAGAGCGAGGCGGUGCGGCCGGCCGCGGCGCAGCCGGCCGAGGCAGCGCGCGAGGAGGACGAGGCUCCGGCCAAGUUCGAUCGCCACGCGUCCGUGCGCAAGUCGACGCGACGGAAGAGGGAGGAGCCCGAGACGCCGCCGCCGGCCGCCACCGAAGAGGACGCGGCGCUGAGGAGGACGCCGUCAGAGGACGGGGCGCGGCGGAGGACGCCGACGUCGCCGAAGGAGGAGCCAGAGCUGCUGAAGCCUGCCGCCGCGGGAGAUCGGGGCUCCAACAGCGACAUCGAGCGCGCCAUCACCAGCAUCUCGGAGACCGCCGACAAGCUGAAGAAGGUGGACGUGCCAGAGAAGCGGGCCGAGCGGCGCGCGCGCGCUCGCAGCCUCAUCGACGGUGCCCAGGUGGCCGAGGCCAAAAAGCGCACCGAGAAGGGACCAUCCAUCCACGACCGGCUGUUCGGCCGCGGCAAGAAGGACAAGGAGCCGGCGGCGCCGCUCAAGCGCAUGUCCAGCCUGCGCAGGCGCCGCGAGGACACCGACGAGGGUUUUGCCGAGGAGACGAGCGGCACCAGCGCCAACAACGAGGAGUCGUCGGGCCGGCAGCGUGCUCGGCCCACCUCGCUCUCGCUGGCCGGACUCAAGAAGGUCGGGCCGGGCGUGGCGCGUUCGCCCAGUGUGCGCGAGCGGAGCACCGCGCCGCCGGCCGGCUCCGUGCCUCGCGCGCGCUCCCGCGACACUGUGGCGGCCGCCGAGCCGGCGCGUAGCCUCGGUCGCAGCCAGAGCGUGCGCGUGAGCGGUGCGGCACGGCCGCGGCCCGUUCUCGGCUCGGCCACCAACGCGCUCAAGGCGCUCACCAAGAACCUGCGCCGCGGACGCGACGCCGAGCCGACGCACAAGUCAGCCGUCAGCCUGCACAACUCGAGUGGCUCUCUCUGCAGCACACCGUCUGUCAGCAAGCGCUCAAGCGAGGACAGCCUCAAGACAUCGCCCAAGACGGGCCGGCGCGCGCCGCGGCCCGUACCACCCAGCCCGGCUCCUGCCCGCAAGUCGGCGCCACCGGCGGCCGGCGCGCGCCGCGCGGUCGGCCUCAACGGCGCGGCGGGGGGCGCGCGCCGCACGCCGACCCCGUCCGGGCGCGUCACGUCACCCGUGUCGUCGCCGCCGCCGCGGGCCGCCGCCACGCUGCCGCGCGCCGCACGUCCGGCCGUCAGCCGCGGCACCUCGCACGAGGAGAAGGAACGGCCGCGACGCGUCGGCACGCCCAGCUUCAUGAGACCCACCUCGUCCAGCUCGGCGCGCCUGGAUCCCGCGGAGGCGAAGAAAAAGUCCGUUUCCAAGUCGAUAACGCUGAACAAGCCGCGCUCCACCCAGCGAUGAACGUGAACACGAUCUUUCUAGUCCUCCGUGAAGUGAUAUACCUUAGCAGUGGACGGAUUACUCCAAGUGAUAUUAUUAUCGUGAGUUUGCACUUUUGAUAAUGCGCGGCCUCCACGAACCCCCUGCAUUCAACUUAGUCACUAACAUGUUCUUCCUCAGCCUUUGUAGAUAGCCGUAACGUUUUUAUUAGGAUUCAGUGUGGCCGGAAGCUCAUAUAUGGAAGAAUACAUUGGGUACGCAUACAUUGGGUGCGCAUACAUUGCACCCAUCGCGUGAUUACGAGAGCAGAGAGUUUGUGGGCUGUAACCGCAGUGAAUGGUGUUCGUACUGUCUGACUUGGAGCCUUUUCGUGUACAAUGAAAUAAAGCCGCAUCUUAGAUAAUGCAGCUCA
Molecule: messenger RNA, 6127 nt
Organism: Pollicipes pollicipes
Lineage: Eukaryota; Metazoa; Arthropoda; Thecostraca; Pollicipedomorpha; Pollicipedidae
Product: inverted formin-2-like
Biological process (GO): cellular component organization
Molecular function (GO): actin binding
Source: RefSeq, a predicted model, not a curated record